Chenopodium quinoa (quinoa) is the source of this 1242-nucleotide messenger RNA. RefSeq lists its product as uncharacterized. The record is from RefSeq and is a predicted model, not a curated record. The coding region runs from base 1 to 1242 and encodes 413 amino acids. The transcript is spliced from 2 exons. Lineage: Eukaryota; Viridiplantae; Streptophyta; Magnoliopsida; Caryophyllales; Amaranthaceae.
AUGGCAAACAUCAACAGAGAUUGGAUUGAUGCACCCCACAGUGCCGAAGAAUAUAUCAAAGGAGUUGAGAAUUUUCUAGAUUUUGCAUUUCUAAAUUCAACCUUGGACAUAGAGAAAGAUGAUGAACCGGAAAUUUUAUUCCCAUGUAUGAAGUGUGUUAACAGAUUCUGGUUCCCAAGGGAGGAGGUUUUCAAUCACCUAAUUGCUAACAAAUUUAAUAAGAGGUAUAAAGUGUGGAACUUUCAUGGCGAAGGAUUGACAACAUGGUCUUCUUCAAGGGGAGAUGGGCAUCAGUGUGAUAAUCAAAACACAUUAGACAAUAUUGAUGAGAUGAUUAAUGAUAUUUUCAGAGAUGUUAUAGGAGGUCAAGCUCCGAAGCAGAAGAACUUCGAAAGGGUCCUGAUGAAAGUGCUAAAAAUGCGACUCUAUCUACUUAAAUGCCUUAACGGGUGGAGCAAUUCUUCUUUCGAUGGGUUGAUGAAGCUUCAAUGUGCUGCCUUUCCAUUUGCAAAGCUUCCCACUUCUUUUCAUCAUGCUAAAAAAAUGGUAAAGAACCUUGGACUUAAUUACAAACGAAUUAAUGCGUGUCCUAAUGAUUGUAUGUUGUAUUGGAAAGAACGUGCAAAUGACAAGUCUUGCCAUGUUUGUAAAGCUUCUAGGUGGAAGUUAAAUGAGAAGCAAAAAGAGGAAGGUGCAUUGCCUAACGAAGGAGUUCCUGCAAAAGUUCUGCGUUACUUUCCUCUUAAACCUCGUCUACAAAGGUUGUUCAUGUGCUCUAAGACGGCUGAACUCAUGACAUGGCAUGAAACUGAUCGCAAGAAAGAUGACAAAUUAAGGCAUCCAGCUGAUGGACAAGCUUGGAAAGAUUUUGAUGUUGCACAUCCUCAAUUUGCAAGUGAUUUUCAAAAUGUGAGGCUGGGUCUUACUACUGAUGGUUUCAACCCAUUCAGAACUAUGAGUGUGUCAUAUAGUAUUUGGCCUGUUGUUUUAUCCAUUUAUAAUUUGCCUCCUUGGUUAUAUAAUAAGUCUGAGUACAAUAUCAUGUCUUUGAUUAUACCUGGUCCUUCUAAUCUAGGUUAUGACAUUGAUGUUUACUUGCAACCAUUAAUCGAGGAAUUGAAGGAGUUAUGGGAAGUUGGAGUUGACACAUAUGAUGCUAUGAAAGAUGAAACAUUUUCUUUAAAGGCAGCCUUGUUAUGGACAAUCAGUGACUUCCCUGCUUAUGCAAUGUUGUCCGGAUAG